GCCGACGGGCGCGCAAUUUAAAAAGGCUCGUUUAUAUUUGAUCCAUCCUCGUACAAUAUAUAAAAAUAUCUGAUGAACUUAAAACUACGGAUUGAAAUUUGAGAUUGAAUUGAAAAUUAACGAAUCAAUGCGAAGUUCACUAAAUUUCAGUAAAAUCUUAAGUUUAGUUAACUUUGCACUGAUUGGCCAAAUUCAAUUCAAUUUCAAUUCCCAAUCCGUAGUUCCAUACUUUGGGCUUCUCCCUAAUGUAUCAAAACACGAAUCCGCCGAGGCUGAUCACGUAACUGUGACGUAGUUGACACAUGCGUACGGGAAUUUUCCACGACCCCUACCGCUUACACCUUCGAAUUUAUAUUGGAGCUUUACCGCUUCUAUUUGUUGGUAGGUUUCAAUUGCCUUGGUUUGCGGACAGUGUCAAGCACAAAUUAAAAUAAGCAAAUUGUCACUUGAAAUAAGCAAAAAUGUCAAGACAAGAUAAUCCUUCGCAUUCGGGAUCGAGUCAACAGUCUAUUGGACAAGACAAUAAUUCACAGCAAGAUGCAUUACAACAGCAACAGGCGUAUUAUCAACAAUUAUUACAUUCUCCCUAUUCUCCUUCGUAUACAAUGGAACCAAUGUAUUUUACCUAUGGUUCGUACCCAUCAACAAUGCAGCAACAGCAACCAGCAUUUCAGUCACCAGAGUUGAAUCCUUCAUACGCAGCUCAAACAAGUCAACCAUGGCCAACCGUGGGAUCCUCUGAACAAUCAGAAUAUUCUCAGAAUGUGCAACAAAGGCCAGCUGGUGGUAUACAACAGCAGGUAUAUCAACAACAAACUGAAAAUUUGCAGCAAAAUAUGCAACAGGAAUUUCAGCCACGAGGAGGACGAGGAGGACGAGGAGGACGAGGAGGACGAGGAGGUCGUGGUCGUUCACGUGGAUUUCAAAUAGUUCAGCAACAAUUUUACCAACCAUUAGUGUAUCCUCAAACUGUGCAACAAUAUCUAGCUGGCAUGCGGUAUCAAACGUAUCAACAAAAUGUGUGGCAGCGGCCACAACAAGAAUUUCAGCCACGAAUACAGAGUUAUUUACGUAGAGUUCAAGCUACUCAACAACAAUCGGGGUCCUAUGAAUCCCAAUUAACGUGCACUCCAAGUACGCAAGGAUAUCAAGUUGAAACGCAACAUCAGUCGUAUCAAGAACAACAGACACAUCAGAUACGCUUCAGUCCUCAAGAGAGUCAACCACGAUUGGAAUCCUGCGAGCAAUUAGAAAAUCCUCAAAGUCCACAGCAACAUCUAGCUGUGACGCAACAGCAUCAACAAGUGCAAAGUUCCACGGACCCAGAACAACAUUCAUCACGUUAUACAUUUGGUGAAAGUGCUUCCUCUCAACAGCAGGGAGCUCCAGGUAGUAGUAAUGACCAGAAAAUGCAGGUCGAAGGAAGCCAGCAAGAUGAUAGUAUUGGUGCGGCGGCUGAGACAGAUGACGCACAACAAGAAACGUCCUUAUUAACAUCGUCUUCAAUGACUGCAUUAUCUGAAGACCAGUCACAACCUGGUCCGUCCGAAACUCAAAAUAUGACGGAGAAAAAGCUUGCAAUACCAUGGCGAAAGCAAAGUGGAACUAAAGGGUACGAAAUCCGAGUUGUUACAAAUAUCUUUGAUAUUAUAUUUAAUAAGAAUUUUAAGACCACAGCUACUCAAUAUGAGGUGAAACUUGAGGCUGUGGCGUCCUCGCCAGAUAAGUCGAAAGAGAAGCGUGAAAUUAAAUCGAAAGCUUUACGGAGGGAGAUUUUCGAAAAUUAUAGAAAGCAAAAUUUUCCGACGAGAUAUCCGGCGUACGACGGAAAGGAGUUGGUGUACGCAUCGAGCGAUAUCUUUAAAGAAGAAUCGCAUUCCGAUACUGUUGUAAUCAAUCAUCCGUUUUGGGGAGAUCAAGAGUUCAAGAUUAAUUUUACCAGAAAGACUCCGGUUGACCUUACGUGGUUAAGAGAUUUAACGCCGCGUUUUAAUGAAUCACGGAUGAAUCAAACCGCUACACAAAUUUUAGACAUUAUCUUGCGCCAUGAACCAGCGUCAAGACUUAUGAGCUUCAUAUUCUUUUGUUUAGUCUGUCAUAAAACUUUUGCAAAGCCUCAAAAUGUUAUCGACUUAUUCAAAGAACUAUGCAAAAGUAGGGGUCAAAAUACCGCUUACCAAGGACGUACAGCAUCAUUGGCAUCACUUGUGGCGAAUAAUAAAGAGAAAAUUAACAGGUAUAUUACUGGGUUGAUGGUGGAUUAUUUUAUACCCAAUCAACCGAGUUCGAAGCGGAGGCAUCGUGUGAUUCAGUUAGGGCCAACCGCCGAGAAAUAUCAAUUUAAACCUAAGAAUGAACAGAAACAAUGCACAAUUGUGGAGUACUUCAAACGUUGCAAGAAUUAUGGAUUGUGCCAGCCGAAUUUGCCUUGCCUUCAGGUGGGCAAGAAGGAAUCAAAGAUAUAUUUGCCUGCGGAAUUGUGCACAAUCGUGGCUAAUCAGCCGAUGAAUAAACAUAUAGACAAGGACCGGAACAGUGAUAUAAUCAGGCAAACAGCGACUUCUCCAGUAAUGCGUAAGCAAAAAAUUACAGACAUGUUUAACAUGAUUAACGUAAACAAUAGCCCUGUUUUAAUGAACGAGUUCAAUUUCCGAGUGGAUAACAAAAUGAAAAUAGUCAACGCGAGGGUUUUAACUCCCCCUAAUCUUCAAUACAAGUCCGAAAAAGCAGUAACAGUGGUUAAGGGGACUUGGAAUGCCAAUGAAUGUCUAAAACAUCCUAUGGACUUAAACGGAAACUGGAAUAUCCUCUCUCUUUGCUCUAAAGGUUUUGGGAGAAACUUAUCAAGAGAGAGAAUAGAUGCUUUUAUCACUGCAUUAUGCGAUUCUGCUCGGCGCUAUGGUAUGAAAAUUGAUAGAAUAACUUCAGAUAUCCAUACACUAAAUACGAGCGAAACAGCAUUUAAAUGUGAAAUGAAUGACUACUUCAAAGCGAUGAAGACGAAAAAUGUAAGAUUGAUAAUAGUUAUCAUACCAAAUUCUCCGAACAUCUACGGUGAAGUGAAGAAAAGUAGUGAAUUAGUAAAUGGUGUAUUGACACAAUGUAUAAAAGUCAAUACGAUAGAUAACGUAAGAAAUAACUUAAAUAACAUUACUAUGAAUAUUGCUCUAAAAAUAAAUGCAAAAUUAAAUGGCGUUAACCAUGUCAUUGCUAGUACAUGCAUGCCGUAUUGUCUGCUUAACGCAGAAUGCAUGCUCGUUGGUGCCGAUGUGAGCCAUCCGCCUCCCGAUGCUCCUCCAAAUGUUUGCUCUGUAGUUGCGGUUGUCGCAAGUCAUGACAAUUCGUUCUUCAAAUAUAACGUCACGAUUAGGACACAAGACCCAAAACAAGAAAUUAUUUCCAAUCUGAAAGAUAUAAUGUUGAAACAUCUUAACUAUUAUAAAGAUAAAGUGGGCCGAGUGCCCAAAAGAAUUCUCUUUUAUCGGGACGGAGUUAGCGAAGGACAAAUAGAAAAAAUUUUGGCCAACGAAAUAUCAAAGAUUAAGGAGGCAUUUUACACAUUCGAGCUACAAAAUCCUAAGUAUAGAUUCAAACCCGAGCUCACUUACUUAAUCGUCCAGAAGAGACAUCAUGUGCGUUUCUUCGAGCAUCUUCCGGUAGUACCAGAAGUAACCAGAAGUAACCAGAAAUCUCAAAAUGUAAUGCCCGGCACGAUAGUCGACACGGAAAUAACUCAUCCGAAUCAUAUCGAUUUUUAUCUACUGUCACACAGAAGUCCACAGGGUACAGCAAGACCUACGAAGUACAAAUGUAUAUGUAACGAAAGCGAUUUCACGGAAGACCAAAUUGAGGAGUUAACGUAUCACUUGUGUCAUAUCUACGCAAAAUGCAAGAGUUCAAUAAGUUAUCCGGUCCCAACGUAUUAUGCUCAUAUAGCUGCUGAGCGUGGCAAAAUAUUGCUUCAAGUAUCAUAUGGCGACGUAAAUAAAAGAAAGAAUGAAGAUAUAUUUGCUGUCAAUCAAACAGCCUUGCAAGUAUAUACGUUGUAAUGAUUCUCCAAUUUAUUACCCUCACAACGCCGAACAUUGAGAGAGAGAGAGAGAGAGAAGGGCAUAUGCCGUUCCUUGUUUAUCAUACAAAUUAUAAUAAUUUCUAGCCAUUAAACUCGUUCAAAUACAAGUCGAAUGUAAGGAGAAUA
Molecule: messenger RNA, 4198 nt
Organism: Dinoponera quadriceps
Lineage: Eukaryota; Metazoa; Arthropoda; Insecta; Hymenoptera; Formicidae
Product: protein argonaute-2-like
Exons: 19
Coding region: 462-4049 (1195 amino acids)
Molecular function (GO): RNA binding; protein binding
Source: RefSeq, a predicted model, not a curated record